CACUUUCAUUCACAAAACUUUCAACUGCGCUGCAGCCGCUCGAGUCUCGAACACCACAGUCUGACCGAAACUGCUUUUUCGGCUUCAACUUCAUUACAGUUUUCAUUUUAUUUUAUUUUUUAAAAAAUUUUGGUGGAAGGUUAAACGCGGAACUUUUUUGGCUGGGUGUCCUGGUGAAGUCUCAUCAAGCGGGGACUGAGCGUGUCUAUUUGGGGGGUGUGACAGCACUCUCCGUACAGCUGCGCCGGCCUUGUUUAUGACUUGGACAGGUUGCUAUACGCAGCGGUAGGGAACAAAACGCACCGGGUCAUGUUCUUGAGACGCGGACGGGCUGUGGAAGGGUUUUUCCUGCUCAGAACCGCUGCUUUAUUUGGGCUGAAUGAGCUCCACGUCUGCGUCCUGAUUGUUCCACCAAACAUGGGAACUUAAUAGCUUGUGUAUGACAUGAAUGACAAACAGGACAGGCCUUAUGUAUGCGGCGCCCCAGGCUGCUCUCAGCGCUUCCAGUUAGAGGAGCAUCUGAUCAUCCACAGACACAAGCAUGAGAUGACCCUCAAGUUUCCCUCCAUAAAGACGGAUACAGCGUUUACAGACCAGACUCCAACGCCAACGCGAUUUUUGCAGAACUGUGAAGAAGUCGGUCUGUUCAAGGAGAUAGAGGAGGAGUUUCUUCAAGCACAAGAGGAGGAAAAUAACAAACAGACGCUUUCUCAUAAUGGGCCAUCCUGUAUGAGCCAGCACCAGCUCAAACCCCAGCUUCAGCUCCAGCACCCACCCCAGCCUCAGCACCCGCAUCCCCAGCCACCGCUGCAUCAUCCCCAAACCCAUGCCCUGCAUCAUCCCCAGACCCUCGACCCCAUGAUGGCCCCUAGCUGCAGCCUGGCCACCCAGCAAGCUCUGUCCUCCUCCCAGUCUGGAUCAGUCCUCACCCAGGCUCCUUCCACCCUCACACACUCAGGGCCAGUUCUCGGGCCGCUGUCCUGCCUCCUCCACAUGCGGAACCGACAUAGACAACCUCUGCCAGCCUCCUUACCCGGCACCCUGCCAGACCCCGCCAUGCAAGGGGCAUCAGCUCAGCACAUGGUUAUAGAAAAGCAGAUGUCUUGUGCAAUGGGAAUACCAGCUCCUGUGCACAACCCCUCCUGUUCUUCACCACAGAGAUCUAAACAGAUGAUGGGCCACCACUACCAACAGCACCACCCAGGAAUGAUCGCCAUCAACAACCCUGUGACAUCAAUGGGUCACAUGAUGGAGAUGAUGCCACAGCGUCACCAGGCACCUCCCCUACAGCACCACCACCCUCAUCACCAUCACCAUCCUCAUCAUCCGCAGCUUCCAGCACCACCUCUCGCCUACCAACAGCGAUGCCAUGCUCCUCCUCCUCCUCCUCCUCCUCCUCCUCCACAGCACCUGGGAAGCAGCCACAGCCACCAGCUUCACCAGUCAGGGAAUGUACCGCACGCUCAGACUCACCAAUCACCACCUUCACACAUGCACCAGGGCUCACCACCUGCACCUUCCCUGUCUGCUCCUGCACAGUUGUCACCAGUUGCACAACAGAUGCAGCCCUCCCACUCUCAGCAUGCAGUGCAGGUGGGCGGUAGCUGCAGCGGUGGUGGUGGUGGUGGAGGAGGAGGAGGUGGAGGAGGCAGCAACCGUCGCAGAAGGACAGCAGAGCAGGACCCCGAUGAGCGAAGGCAGAAGUUUCUGGAACGUAACCGGGCUGCAGCAACGCGCUGCCGACAGAAGAGGAAAGUGUGGGUGUCUUCACUGGAAAAGAAAGCCGAAGAGCUGACGCACACAAACCUGCAGCUACAGAACGAAGUGACGUCAUUGAGGUCAGAGGUGGGUCAACUGAAGCAGAUUCUGCUCACCCACAAGGACUGUCCUGUCACUGCUCGACAGAGAGAGGCACAGGGGUACCCCACUGCAGGGGUGAGCCCAAGAGGAAGUCCCCCCCCUGUACGUCCUGGGGCUCAUCUGCAAGCCGUCCAACACAACAGCAUCUCCACCUCCUCGACAGCUGGAGGCGACACAGGGCACGACCCCCGGCCUGGACACUAGGCCUCAAUAUACAGCUGAAAUAUAUGGACUAGAUAUGUUUUCUGGUUAAAAAGAAGAACGGAAACGCGUACUGAGAGACAUUUGUAGUUUCAUCUAUCGUACGAGGUGCAAAUAGCAUGACCUUUUGUGACAGCCUUGUUAAAACUGUGAUGGUUACAUGGCAACUCGACCCUGUGUUAAUUCAGAAAUUGUCUGUUUCUGUUUACAACAGUCUAACCAUUGCCUGCUACCCACUGGCUAUGCACAUACACAAUCCUAACAUGUCUCAUUUGCUCUUAUAUCUUGCACUAAUUCUGAAAAACAAAGCCUAUAUAUUAGUUUAUAUUUUUAACAGAGCAGCUACUAGUGCACACCUAAUGCCUUUUCUUUGAAGCAGAGGCAGCUUGACAUAAAUAGUACAACAAUGUAUUCUUUUUUCUUUUUACAGAUAAUUCAAUUUUAAACAAAAUGUUUAUUUUAAGAUUUGACAUUUCCUAGCUCUUGUAAAUAAAACUAUCAAUCCCACAGCAGUGUUGGAAAGCCAUUUGAAACAUGAUUGUACAGUAUUUCCUUCAAGGCACUUUUUUAUAAUACAACUGUCCGGAGUCACUAAAUAACUGCACUUGAUGUCUUGGUCCCUGUCAGUUUAAUUUAAUUUUCACCUAAAUUACACUUUUUGUACUGUAAAGAUGUUGACAAUCGAUGUAAAUCUAAUGCAAAAAUAAAAACACUUAUUCUGGUA
Amphiprion ocellaris (clown anemonefish) is the source of this 2785-nucleotide messenger RNA. Its product is annotated as cyclic AMP-responsive element-binding protein 5. Gene Ontology annotation, biological process: regulation of transcription by RNA polymerase II. The record is from RefSeq and is a predicted model, not a curated record. Gene Ontology annotation, molecular function: DNA-binding transcription factor activity, RNA polymerase II-specific; cAMP response element binding. The coding region runs from base 445 to 2064 and encodes 539 amino acids. The transcript has 11 exons. NCBI's taxonomy places the organism in Eukaryota, Metazoa, Chordata, Actinopteri, Pomacentridae.